Messenger RNA from Elaeis guineensis (African oil palm), 1937 nucleotides. RefSeq names its product mannan endo-1,4-beta-mannosidase 2. Gene Ontology annotation, biological process: polysaccharide catabolic process. The record is from RefSeq and is a predicted model, not a curated record. NCBI's taxonomy places the organism in Eukaryota, Viridiplantae, Streptophyta, Magnoliopsida, Arecales, Arecaceae. Gene Ontology annotation, molecular function: mannan endo-1,4-beta-mannosidase activity.
AUUCCUCAUCACAAAAAUUCCAAGUUUAACGGUGCCUAAAACCGGAACACUUCGCUUCUCUUCGAUUGAUCUUCUGGUUCUUUCAGCAUAGAGGAAGUGGAGCACUCCUUGUGAUGUUGGGCAGCUCUGUGAUGUGUUAAGAAACCUUCUACCCAUUUGUGUGAUCUUGGUUGGAUUCCAAAGUUAUAAGAGUUUCUGUUCUUUGUCUUUUGGCGUAAAGAAGAAGUUUGUUCUUUCAUGGGCAGUCUUUUGGCAUUCAAGGAAUUCAAAGGUAAAGGAUUUGUGCCAGAGAACUUAUAGGAUACCUCCAAGUUUCAUCUGUCAGCCUUGCAUUACUCUCUCAGGGAAUCACAUCAACAUUCUUUUGGCUACACGGAAGUUGGUUCAAGUGUCUUGUUGGUCCCAGCAGAAUGAAGGCAGAGAAUGGGGCACUGUAUCCUGUUCUUGGCCUCGCUUGCUGUAUAGCCUUCAUGUGCAUGUCCUUUCGGGGUCUGGAAUUCCAUUCUGGGGAAUCCAAAAUAAGCUUUGUGAAAAGAAGUGGGACUAACUUCAUGAUAGAUGAGAGAGCAUUUUAUGUGAAUGGCUGGAAUUCUUACUGGUUGAUGGAUCAGGCUGUGGAGGAAUUCAGCAGGCCUAGGGUCAGGAAAAUGUUUCAUACUGCUGCAAAGAUGGGUCUCACUGUCUGUAGAACUUGGGCCUUUAAUGAUGGUGCCCACAAUGCCCUGCAGGUUUCUCUCGGUCGUUUCGAUGAAAGGGUCUUUAAGGCAUUGGAUUAUGUCAUUGUGGAAGCCCGUAAACAUGGAAUUAGGCUGCUUCUCAGCCUGGUCAAUAAUUUAGAGCAUUAUGGUGGGAAGACACAGUAUGUUAAAUGGGCAUGGGAGGAAGGCAUUGGAUUGAGCUUUUCGAAUGAUUCCUUCUUCUUUGAUCCAACCAUUCGCCGCUAUUUUAAGAUUUACCUGAAGACUAUCUUGGCAAGGAAGAACCACCUGACUGGAAUUGAAUACAGAGAUGAUCCCACCAUCUUCGCAUGGGAGUUGAUGAAUGAACCACAGUGUAUUUCUGAUGCAUCUGGUGACACUCUCCAGGAUUGGAUCGAGGAGAUGGCAGAAUAUGUGAAGUCGAUUGACAAGAAGCACCUUCUGACAAUUGGACUCGAGGGUUUUUAUGGCCCUACAAGCCCUCCAGAGAAGCUGAGUAUGAAUCCUGGAGAAUGGUACAAAACUAUAGGAUCAGAUUUCAUCCGUAACUCGAAGAUCUCAGCCAUUGACUUUGCCUCCGUGCACAUUUAUCCUGACCAAUGGUUAUUAGAAGCAGCACUUGAUGAAAAAUUUGAGUACAUUUCCAAAUGGAUGACCUCUCACAUUGAAGAUGGGGAUAGAGAGCUAAAAAAGCCUGUCUUGUUCACUGAAUUCGGGCUUUCAAACAGGAACAAGAACUUUGAUCACUCACACCGAGAAGCAUUCUGCAAGUCUAUUUUUGACACCAUAUAUGCAUCUGCAAGGAUGAAUGGGGCUGGGGCAGGUGCCUUCAUCUGGCAAUUCUUGGUACCAGGCAUGGAAGAAUACAAUGAUGAUUUUGGAUUCAUCCCUGGGGAGAGGCCAUCAAUUGAUAGGCUGAUAAAGGAGCAGUCAUGUCGGCUAAUGGCUUUGCAACGCCGGCAUGACUUGUCGAGAAGAAGUUCCAAAGGAAUAUGCUAAAGGAGAUCAUAGAACUUGAAUAUCAUUUCUUUCCUCUACUUUUCAUUUAGACCAUUGUUUUGGUGAAAGAUGGGGCACUUUCUCAUGGUCUGAAAUUUGCUUAUUGGAGAGCAAACAGCCCUGUGAAUUUAUUCCUUUGGUUAUUGUUCUUUUGACUUCACUCUACUCCUCUGGAAGUGUAGUAGUACGGUUGCACACUUUCAAAAAAAAAAGAAAAAAGAAAAGAAAAGAUAGAUGUUC